Molecule: messenger RNA, 2968 nt
Organism: Enhydra lutris kenyoni (northern sea otter)
Lineage: Eukaryota; Metazoa; Chordata; Mammalia; Carnivora; Mustelidae
Product: ST8 alpha-N-acetyl-neuraminide alpha-2,8-sialyltransferase 4
Biological process (GO): oligosaccharide metabolic process; N-glycan processing
Molecular function (GO): alpha-N-acetylneuraminate alpha-2,8-sialyltransferase activity
Source: RefSeq, a predicted model, not a curated record
AGAAGCGGCCGCCACCUCCAAUGUACAAGGUGUCUCAUCUGAGAAGAAACCUGAGCCCCAGGGAGGCGGCGCGGAGCGACCGGGGCAGGGCUGGCGGGAACCCGGAGGGAGAGCGCUGGGUAGCGCUCAAGGACCAGCGGAGCUCGGACGCAGAGGACCCUUGCGACCUGUUCCUGAGAUCCCGGUUCCACGUUCUCCUCGAAAUUUACAGAUUUUCCCCCGCGACUUAUCUCCCCCAAACGGAGCCUUUCUAUGAAGAGAAGGUGAGGGAGCUGAGGCAACCAGGACUUUCCCGGGCACCCAAGAUGCGCUCCAUUAGGAAGAGGUGGACGAUCUGCACGAUAAGUCUGCUCCUGAUCUUUUAUAAGACAAAAGAAAUAGCAAGAACUGAGGAGCACCAGGAGACGCAACUCAUCGGAGAUGGUGAACUGUGUUUGAGUCGAUCCCUUGUCAAUAGUUCUGAUAAAAUCAUUCGAAAGGCUGGCUCUUCAAUCUUCCAGCACUCUGUAGAAGGUUGGAAAAUCAAUUCCUCUUUGGUCCUGGAAAUAAGGAAGAACAUUCUUCGUUUCCUAGAUGCGGAAAGAGAUGUCUCAGUGGUCAAGAGCAGUUUUAAGCCUGGUGAUGUCAUACACUAUGUGCUAGACAGGCGCAGGACAUUAAAUAUUUCUCAGGAUCUUCACAGCCUCCUACCUGAAGUCUCACCAAUGAAAAAUCGCAGGUUUAAGACCUGUGCAGUUGUUGGAAAUUCUGGCAUUCUGCUAGAUAGUGAAUGUGGAAAGGAGAUUGACAGUCACAACUUUGUAAUAAGGUGUAAUCUAGCCCCUGUGGUGGAGUUUGCUGCAGAUGUGGGAACUAAAUCAGAUUUUAUUACCAUGAACCCAUCAGUUGUACAAAGAGCAUUUGGAGGCUUUCGGAAUGAGAGUGACAGAGAAAAAUUUGUGCAUAGACUUUCCAUGCUGAAUGACAGUGUCCUUUGGAUCCCUGCUUUCAUGGUCAAAGGAGGAGAGAAGCACGUGGAGUGGGUUAAUGCAUUAAUCCUUAAGAAUAAACUGAAAGUGCGAACUGCCUAUCCAUCAUUGAGACUUAUUCAUGCUGUCAGAGGUUACUGGCUGACAAACAAAGUUCCCAUCAAAAGACCCAGCACAGGUCUCCUCAUGUAUACACUUGCCACAAGAUUCUGUGAUGAAAUUCACCUGUAUGGAUUCUGGCCAUUCCCUAAGGAUUUGAAUGGAAAAGCCGUCAAAUAUCAUUACUACGAUGACUUAAAAUAUAGGUACUUUUCCAACGCCAGUCCUCACAGAAUGCCAUUAGAAUUCAAAACAUUGAAUGUGCUGCAUAAUAGAGGAGCUCUGAAACUAACAACAGGAAAGUGUAUAAAGCAAUAAAGCACAUUUGAAAACCUACAAACUGAAUACACACUUCUUUUCUGAAGAUGCUUCCUAAGAUUUGAAAAUGGGAUCCAAAACAAGACUGAGUGUCAGCAUCCACCAAGUAUCUAGAUGCAAGGUGAUAGAGGACAUUUAUGAGAAAUCUGCUACCAGCUGAUGAAAUACCUGCAAAGUGCUCUAAAAAAACACAUAUGUUGACUUCAAGGGUCCUAGUAAGUGCCACUUCCACUAAGAACACAGUUUGAAUGUAUAAUCAGUAGUGUUUACAAGAUCCAACAAUGCACUUGUCAUUAGUUAAUGAGGCAAAUGUGUUCAUCACUGUUGGGCUGCCAUGGCAACGCCAAGCACAUUAAAAGAGUCACCCAGGAACACAACUCAGCCCUGGGGAUUAAACCAUCCUUGUCAGCAGGAAUUGAGAUGGAAAUAGUUUGAGCAGUGAAAUCCGUAAGAUGAAACAACUCAAGUAAAUGCCUUCAGUCAGGACUCUGAGUCUGAUCAUGAACUUUAUGUUUUUGUUUUUGUUUUUUGUUUUUGUCUUCUGGAGUCUCUUUUGGUUUGGGUAUAGGGUGUUUAGAAAUCUUUUCUGAGAUAAAUAUGAAUGAGAUAAAUAACCUUCAAGGAAUCAUUUUUAAAGUUCUUAUAUUUUUAAAGAGCAAUCACAUGACGACUUUGUAAAAGAGUUUUCUUUUGCACAACUCUAGACCUCCAGAUUUUUUUCCAGGGGUGUAGAAGGUACCAGCUAAACUGUACCACUCAGUCAUCUUGAGCCAUUCUAAAGGAAAGAUGUUCUAUGUCAUCUGAGAUGGUAAAAUUAGCAGAAAGAAAACAAGCACUUUUGGUACCAAAGAUUGUGCUGAUGUUUCUACACAACAAACCAUUCUCCUUUCAUGAAAAUAAUGUAUUAAUAUAUUAUUAUGCUACUAAUAUGGAAGUUGUCUUUAGAGAUAUUAAAGCUUUCAAACUCAAACUUUAUCUUUAUUUGAAGGAAGAUUUCCAUAGCUUUUACAUUUCGUAAUAAUUUUGUGGAAGCAUUUUGCCCUUUAGAAUAAGUAUUAGACUGAUAGGGCUGAAAUGAGACUUCCAGUUCUUUGAUAUUCCCCUUAUUCCUCAAAUGGAAAGAUUGGCAUUCUCUUUAUAUCACUGUUAAAUUUUCUUAGUGCAGAAACAACAUGAUUAGUAGAAUGUUGUCUUCAUAACAGAUGAUUAAUUUUCAGAGGUUUAAUAAUGAAUCUGUGUGUCAGUAUUUGCACUUCAAGUGAAUUAAAUUGGCCAAUAUUUUCCUGUGGUUAAAUUUAUUCACAUUAUCACGUUAAUGUGUUUUCAAAGAAGCACAUGAGAUUAUUAAGAAAGUGAUUCAAAAAGUUUUAACAUGUGAUAGAAUUGACCAAUAGGCCAGUUUUCUGUUAACUUAUACUAUACUGGUAGGUAAUCCUAAUGGCAAAUUGUUUAGAAAGCAGGAGUACUAUGUUCCCACUUCUACUCUUAGCCUGAAACACUUACGUGACUUACUGUUUCUUACGGAAAGCAGUCUGAGGAAAGAAGAAAUAGCAUGGGGAAUAUGUAUGUUUUGUUUCUUAGGA